AUGGAAAAGGGCGGCCUCGGCUUCCGAGAUCUGAAACAGUUUAACCUCGCGCUUUUGGCAAAACAACUUUGGAGGUUAAUACACUUUCCUUCAUCCUUACUGGCGAGAAUUUUAAAGAGUAGAUACUAUCGUAAUGCUAAUCCGUUGGAGGUAGAGAAAUCAAACAACCCAUCUUACGGGUGGACCAGCAUUAUGUCCGCGAAAAAUCUACUCAAAACUGGUCACCGUCGCUCGAUAGGCUCCGGUGAUACCACCUUCCUCUGGAAAGACUCCUCGAUUCCGGCUAACCCGCCGAGACCUCCCAUUGAUUGUGGUGUAUACAGAGAUCCCCUACUCCUUGUGUCUCAUCUUCUCGAUCCCGUGUCCAAAGAAUGGCGCGACUCGAUAGAAUGGAAGCGCUUUUAG
Messenger RNA from Microthlaspi erraticum, 405 nucleotides. Lineage: Eukaryota; Viridiplantae; Streptophyta; Magnoliopsida; Brassicales; Brassicaceae. The record is from the annotation of a GenBank genome assembly.